AUGAAAAUUGCUAUUUCUUUGAUUGCUUCGGUUUUUGGAGUGCCAAGCGAACAGAUAAACCAGCGACGACCGUCAACAAAAGAAGACACACGUGACUUGUGGUUUGCAGGCUCUCCAUCAUCCGAGUCGAAAUGGAGCAACUUGCGAAGAGUUGUCAAUCACUUCAAUCCACAAAUCGACCAUCAGCGGCAAAUCGAGUCGUAUGGCUGCAGCUGCUUGAACAUUUUUUCAUAUGAAGGGGUUUCUGGUGGAGCAGCCGUGGAUGCAAUCGACCGAAGCUGCAAACAUUUGAAAGAGUGCUACAAAUGCGCCAAACAGUGGCAUGGAGACGACUGCGACCCGGCGAAUAAAAAGUAUGAGAUGUUUUCUCGACCAGGUUUGUCGAUUUUGGCUGUGAACAAUGAAGUUGGAGGCGAUGGGGAAGCUGCUGGUUGUGAAAGAGCACUUUUCGAAUGCGAUCAACAGUACGCAAAAGAAUUGAUCAACUCGCUGCCAUCCUGGGACGCGGACAAAACAAUCUUCUCCGGCCUCUGGGAUCCCCAAGGAAAUCCAGAGCAAUGCUCAGGUCAAAGUUUUAGCACAGAAAUGCCGGACAGGAUGAUGCUUGGAUUCGAUGACAACUCACAAGCGGACUCUUCUUUUUCUUCGGGACAGCCGGUGGCGAUGGAGGCGGAUCCGACUGGAGUGAUGACCAGGCCGCUGAUGGUCGGGCUUUGGGGAAAUACGAGGGAGUUGAUGGAUAACAAACAGUGCUGCCAAAGCGACGAAGGAUUAUUAACCCCGUUUAAUUCCCAAAAGAAACAGUGCUGCUAUGGCAAACCAAUGCCUCUGCGCAGCUGUUAA
Molecule: messenger RNA, 843 nt
Organism: Oikopleura dioica
Lineage: Eukaryota; Metazoa; Chordata; Appendicularia; Copelata; Oikopleuridae
Source: the annotation of a GenBank genome assembly